AUGGACCCAGUCACCAAGCUGCCCUACUCGACGGCAUACGCAUUCAAAGUGAUCCGGGAUAAGUAUCACAAGCAUCUCAGGACGAUUCGAGGAAAUGAGGAGGUGACAUCCUACUUGAGCAGUCUGAAAGCUCUUCCAACUCCUCCAAUGUCUCCACGAGUUACUGCUUCAACAUCUGGACCAAUGACUUCUGGUGGACUUCUAGCCAUCGCCCCUUUGCCAAAGGGCGCCGUGAAGACGAAUUGA
Caenorhabditis remanei is the source of this 246-nucleotide messenger RNA. RefSeq lists its product as uncharacterized. The transcript has 2 exons. The coding region runs from base 1 to 246 and encodes 81 amino acids. NCBI's taxonomy places the organism in Eukaryota, Metazoa, Nematoda, Chromadorea, Rhabditida, Rhabditidae. The record is from RefSeq and is a predicted model, not a curated record.